Argiope bruennichi is the source of this 2079-nucleotide messenger RNA. Its product is annotated as peroxidase-like. Gene Ontology annotation, biological process: response to oxidative stress. Gene Ontology annotation, molecular function: peroxidase activity; heme binding. Bases 46 to 2034 code for a protein of 662 amino acids. The transcript has 14 exons. The record is from RefSeq and is a predicted model, not a curated record. NCBI's taxonomy places the organism in Eukaryota, Metazoa, Arthropoda, Arachnida, Araneae, Araneidae.
AUAUCAUUGCGUUGGCUGAGUUUUGCAUCUAAACUUGCAGGUAUAAUGAGCCGUACAAUUACUUUGAUGAAAUGGGCAUCCAUCUUCAUUUUGUCCACUACAUUGGUCCCUGUUUUGAUUUCAGCUGAUUCUACAGUACCCUUCGCCAGAGUCUUUAAAUUUGUGAAAAUAAACUUUUAUUCUUUGCCAUCAGAAAAUGAACAGCCUGCUAAUAACACGGAAGUUAGAGAUUCUGAAUCAUUAAAUAUGACAAUAAAUAAUAUCGAUGAACCUUGGAAUUUUGAAGCCUCUAUACCAGAAGACCCUCAUCACUGCCGAAAUGAACAAAUCCUUCCAUGUGAUCCUUCUUAUCCAUACAGGAGUAUAGACGGAAGCUGUAACAAUUUGAUUCAUCCCACGUGGGGUAUACCCGAUGAAUGCUACAUGAGACUUCAACCAGCAUAUUAUGAAGGGUAUGAUGGAGUUAGAAAAUCUAAGAAUGGAGAUCCUUUGCCUUGUGCUAGAGAUUUAACUCUAAAUGUUUUUAAAGAAGGCUACCGACCCUCUCCAAAUGUUUCGUUCAUGUUCACGAUUUAUGGUCAAACUGUGGCCCACGACUUGUCCCAUUCAGAAAAUGUCAACUUACUUGAACCUUGCUGUAAAGAUGGCCCUCCUCAUGAAUCUUGCAUGGCUCUUACAUUUAGAUCAAAUGAUUCAUUCUUUUCUACAUACAACAUCACUUGUCAAGAUAUGCACAGAACUGAGGCUUGUGAAAUCUGCAAUACCACAAACAGAGAACAAGUUAAUGCUGUAACAGCUGCUUUGGAUGCAUCAUUGGUGUAUGAAAAAAAGAACAAAAAACUUAUGGAAUUACGAGCCAAUGAUGGAACAGGAAAAAUGCUCGUAAGUAUAACUGAGAUUGGCGAGCUGUUGCCACCACAUAAAGGACCUUACGAUACUUUCUGUCGUAAAAAGAAAAAACUGGCUUGCUUUCUGACAGGAGAUCUACGAGGAAAUCAGCAUUUUUUUCUUACUGGCAUCGUGACAAUUUUUGUGAGAGAACAUAACAGAAUCGCUACAAAUCUCAAGAAGAUGAAUCCUCAUUGGGAAGAAGAGAGGUUAUUUCAAGAAUCCAGGCGUAUUAACAUUGCACUUCUGCAAUGCAUCACCUACAAAGAAUACCUGCAAGUGCUUCUUGGGCCAUACAUUAUGGAUCGGUUUAAUUUGACAGUCAAAUAUGGAUCAGAAGGAUCAACAUAUUAUCCUAGAAUACGACUUGGUGUCAGUAACGAAUGGUCAACCGCAGCUUUCCGGUUACACAGCAUGAUACCUCAAAAAGCCGAUGCAAGGGGCACGAGGUUUAAAGACUUCUUUUUGAAACCGGAAUUUAUUAGAGAAGGCCAUUUGGAAAGUAUAAUAAAAGAUUCCUUCAUCAUACCAUCCGAGGGAUUCGAUCAUUAUUAUGCGGAGGAUCUGUCUAAACACAUGUUUCAGCGGCCUAAUAUACCCUAUGGACUAGAUAUACCAUCUCUUGACAUUCAAAGAGGAAGAGAUCAUGGAAUCCCUCCUUACUUAGUCAUGGUGAGAUUUUGUUCUAAAGGACGAGUGAAGAUUGUGACCUUUGAUGACCUUGCGCCUUUGCUGAUGACAAAGGAAAAAGCAGAAAUAUUGAAGGAAAAUUAUGGGUCAGUGGAGGACAUUGAUUUAUUUGUUGGAAUACAAAUGGAAAAUUUCUUUCCUGAAGCAGCAGUGGGUCCAACGACAGCUUGCAUAAUCGCUAUGCAAUUUUAUUCUAACAAGUUUGGGGACCGAUUUUUCUUUGAACAUGUUGGGCUGUUGCCUUCCUUCACUGCAGCUCAGAGGAACUCUCUCAAGCAGUGCUCUUUAUCUCGUUUAUUCUGUGAUAAUUCGAACAUCACACAUGUACAGAAGAAUCUUAUGCUCCUUCCUAGCAUCACAAAUCCUGAAGUACCUUGUGAAGACAUUCCAGAAGUCGAUCUUUCUCUCUGGGCCGAAAGUCCAUCACAUGAAAAUAACAACAGCCUUAAUGCAUAAAUGCCUUCUUAUUCUUCCAUUAUUUUUUAUAAAGAAAUGUGAUGA